UACCAAAGGCACUACCAAGACUGUAACCAAAACAUACCAAGUUUUGACCUCUGUGAUCUAUGGUUUUGACUUUUGACGUUUUCCUUUGACAGAUAUGUUAUAACCUAGAAAUCCUAUGUAAAUAACAAAUUUAACUAAUAAAGUUCUCUCAUUGGACUUCAGACAACAUCUACUAAAAUCAUUAGCUCAUUAGUAAACGUAAUAUAGACACAAGAGAGCCAUGACAUCAACAUAUAAACUGUUUUCAAAAGUUAUCAGACGUACAAAUUGGAUAAAUAUUGUUAACAAAUUUCUCUCUAAUGUAAAUAAAUUUCGUCCUGUUCCUUUAGUGUAUAUAGCUGCAGGAGGUUUAGGUUUAAGUGCAGCGUUUAAAUAUUGUACUAUAGCACAAGUGUACGCGGCACAAUUAAAAAAGGAAGAAGAUAGAGUGGUAGUAAAGCUAACCUCAAGAGAAAAGAGAUUUAUAAGAUUUGCUUCUGUUGAGUAUGAUGGUCAAUUAUACAUGACGCCUCAAGAUUUUUUAGAAUCUGUAGUUGAAGAUGAGCCAAGACCGAGGUUUAAAAGAAAAGUAUUAGAUCAAAAAGAGGUUGAUAAAAUUAAGGAACAUACACCAUCGCUAAGCCAGGGAUCUCAACAUCUAUUUAGGAAUUUAAGAGAUAAAGGAAUAAUUUCUUAUACUGAGUAUUUGUUCCUACUAUCUAUUCUUACCAAACCAGAAUCAGGAUUUCGAAUUGCAUUUAACAUGUUUGACACUGAUGGUAAUCAGAGAGUUGAUAAAAAUGAAUUCCUUGUUAUUGAGAAACUUUUGGCGGGUAAAAAAUUUGAAGAUUCUGAACCAAUGGAAAAAAUAUUUAGUCAUGCUUGGAAAGGAAAGAGAGGUCUAACAACGGAAGCUGAGCCUUUGCAGAGUGUACCAAUGCAAGAACAAUAUGUAAAUGAUGAACAAGGUCUCCAAAGAAAACAUGUAGUUGACACAACCUUAUUGAUACAUUUUUUUGGGUCUAAGGGCACUUCAGAUUUAAACUUUGAGAAUUUUAGGAAGUUUAUGCUCCAUUUACAAACUGAGGUUUUAGAAUUAGAGUUCAGUGAAUUUGCUAAAGGUCUACCAACAAUAUCUGAAGUUGAUUUUGCCAAAAUUUUGUUGAGAUAUACUUAUUUAGAUACAGAUCAGUAUGACAUGUAUUUAGAUAGAUUAUUAGAACGUUUAAAAGACGUCCAGGGGAUCACAUUUGACGAAUUUUACGUUUUUUGUCAGUUUUUAAAUAAUUUGGAAGAUUUCAGCAUUGCCAUGAGGAUGUAUACUUUGGCAGACCAUCCUAUUUCUAAAGAUGAAUUUCAUAGGGCUGUGAAAAUUUGCACAGGCACAAAUUUGAGCCCCCAUAUAGUUCAUACAGUGUUUGCUAUUUUUGACGUCGAUGGAGAUGGUCUUUUAAGCUACAAAGAAUUUAUAGCUAUUAUGAAAGACAGGCUGCAUCGAGGCUUUAAGUCAUAUACAAAAACAGAAGGAUGGCAAGCAUUUAAAAAAUGCCUAAAACAAGAAAUGAAGUCAACUUAGUUAUUUAAUGGCUUAACUACAUUUCUAACAAGUUUACAGUGGAUUAAUAAGUGAGAGUAAUUUUUUUUGGAAAAGUUUGGAAUUUAUUUAGAUCUAUGUUUAGCUUUAUGUGCCAUAAAGUAAAUCGCUUGUGAUACAUUGUUUUUAUUGAAUAUGUAAUUUUGUUCAAUGGGUUGUUAAAUAUUAUUAAUUAUCUAAAAAAUAUAUAUUGAAUUUCAAA
Messenger RNA from Sitophilus oryzae (rice weevil), 1775 nucleotides. RefSeq names its product calcium uptake protein 3, mitochondrial (gene MICU3). Gene Ontology annotation, molecular function: calcium ion binding. Lineage: Eukaryota; Metazoa; Arthropoda; Insecta; Coleoptera; Curculionidae. The transcript is spliced from 10 exons. Gene Ontology annotation, cellular component: uniplex complex. The record is from RefSeq and is a predicted model, not a curated record. Gene Ontology annotation, biological process: mitochondrial calcium ion homeostasis; calcium import into the mitochondrion. Bases 221 to 1555 code for a protein of 444 amino acids.